AUGGUAUCAGAACCCCCUGUAUCGAUCCAGAAAGAGAUCAAGCCUUUUUUAUCCCGAGCAAAUGAGGUAGCAAUAGCCAACCCUGCAAUUGCCUAUUUUUGUAAAUUGUAUUGUGCACAAUUGAUUCUUGAUAAGAAAUUACAUCAAAAUAGUGGUGAAAUAACGGCUUUUGUCACGGGAUUACUCGAUGAUAUUGAAGAAAUGAAAUCUCUGGGGCUGCAAGACCUUCAAGAGCUCAUCAGUGAUGAAUCAAAAGGAUUAGAAUAUGUGAAGAACUUUGCGUUUUCGAUAUUUGAGAAUUUGAACAAUCAAAUGGAAACCCACAAUGUGACGAGAUCCACAGCCACUGGGUUCAUUGCCGUGUUGAACUUUUUACAGCUACUAAAACUUUGGGAUCCACAGGAUGAAGAAUUGACAAAAGAAGUGGCGCAUAGAAUAAAGUACGCUAAAUUCCAUGCUGCUAGAAUUUUGAAAGCUUUCAAAAAUGGUGAAGAUCCUAAUGAUUAUGAACUUCCUAAACCAAAAAAUAACAAUGAAGAUGAAGAAGCCAUAGCCAAGUUGGAAGAGCAAUUAAAAAAUGAGAAGGUUGUGGGAUCAGAAGAGGUUGACAAACAUGAUAGUUACGAUGAUAAUAGCCGUGAAGAUCAUGUUGCUGUUGAUAAUGAUGAUGAUGAUGAAGAAGAAGAAGAAGAAGAAAGUAGUUCAAUUAGAUCAAUGACACCUCCAUUACUGGCAAACCAAACUAUUAAUGACAGUUCUAAUGCUUCAUUUAUUGAUAAUGACCAAGCUUUGAAAGAAAGAGAAGCAAAGAAAUUUUUGGCGCUUCAACAAGGCUUGCUGCAUGCUAUACCAAGACCAGCAAAUGACUCCUUUGAACUAGAAAUCAAACCAAAACCAGCACUUUCUUCUCGAAGCAGCUUAUCAAGGGUUUCAAAGCCAGACGUUAAGACUAUUAUGGAUGAAACUGAGUUGAUUUCGAAAGCUCAAAAGCACGCCAAAUAUGCUAUUUCAGCAUUGAAUUAUGAAGACAAACCCACGGCAAUUUUGGAGCUUAGGAAGGCUUUGGAUCUUUUGGAGAAUUGA
Messenger RNA from Saccharomycopsis crataegensis, 1083 nucleotides. Its product is annotated as VTA1 family vacuolar protein sorting-associated protein. The coding region runs from base 1 to 1083 and encodes 360 amino acids. Lineage: Eukaryota; Fungi; Ascomycota; Saccharomycetes; Ascoideales; Saccharomycopsidaceae. The transcript has a single exon. Gene Ontology annotation, biological process: late endosome to vacuole transport via multivesicular body sorting pathway. The record is from RefSeq and is a predicted model, not a curated record. Gene Ontology annotation, cellular component: multivesicular body.